This is a messenger RNA of Dendronephthya gigantea, 1266 nucleotides long. Its product is annotated as radial spoke head 14 homolog. The transcript is spliced from 9 exons. The record is from RefSeq and is a predicted model, not a curated record. Lineage: Eukaryota; Metazoa; Cnidaria; Anthozoa; Malacalcyonacea; Nephtheidae. Bases 83 to 1108 code for a protein of 341 amino acids. Gene Ontology annotation, molecular function: protein binding.
UUAGCAACCUUACGGAAGCAAUUGUAUCAAUGAAAAUAAUUGACAAAUUUAGAAAAUACAAUUUGAUUUUGGUUCAAAAAUCAUGGCUGGAACAGUUAUAUCUAACAGACUACCGCCGAAUAUUGAUAUAACAAAGGCACCCUUAGCGUAUGGACAACGGGCACUGCCGAAAUUGAAUCGAGAACUGAACGGAAAUGACAUUUUGACAAAGCACAGGGCGUUGAUGUCUCUAUGUGAUAUACUGCAUGAUCCAGAAAACAUUUCUCAAGCUCUGCGAGUUGGUGUUGUAUCAAGUUUAAAAGACCUGUUAGCAGACGUCGAUUCAACUGUUCGGCACAAAACAACCGAAGCGUUAUUCAUCAUAGCAGGUCAUGCAUCCGGAAGAGAUGCCUUUCUUGACCAACAAAUCAUACCACCUUUAUCAAAGUUGUUCGAUGAUACGGUAUAUGAAUCUAGAAGUAAUUCACACAAAGCAAUUGAGAUGCUCUCACACACAAGCAAUGGACAGAAUGGCAUUGUUGAGGCUGGUUUGGUCCCAGUCUUGGUGGAAAAGUUGUUGGAAGAAAAUGAUGAGAUAAAGUGUGUGGUAUUAGACACAUUGCAUGGCUGUAUGAGAGUGAAUACAGAGGAUGCACUAAAAAGUAAGGGAAUGGAGGUUUUUGUUGGACUGUUAUCACACGAGUUGCCUGCAAUUCGAAGUAAAGCUUCCAGAGACAUAAUGGAUUUGAGUUUCCCAUUGGAUGGAAAGAAUAAAGCAGUGGAAGUUGGAGCUGUAGUGUCUUUGGUUCCCCUACUUCGGGAUGGAGACACAGAUGUCAGGGCUAAUGCUGCUGGUGCUAUCAUGGUUAUCACAAUAACAACUCAAGGAAAAUAUGCCGCAAUUAAUGCAGGUGUGCUGUCAUGUCUAGUAAACCUUCUCACAGAUACGUCGAGUGAAGUUAGAUUAAAUGCAUUGAAGGCAAUCACAACCUUAGCAGAGGCUCCCAAAGGAAGAGAAACAUUAUUGGAAAAUGUUAAUAAGGUGCAAAAACUUAUACAUGAUGUUGAAAGUCCAGCUGUGAGAAAAGCAGCCCAAAUUGCAGUGAAAGUGAUAACAUGGAAACCAUAAACUUAACAGUUUAGGAGAAAUAAAACUUCCUUCUGUGUGUAUAUAGGCUUAAUAUAGCAAAAUGAUUGUAAAUAGUGAAUAAAUGUUACUUCAAUUCAUUUUUGAUGGGAUUCCAAUAUAAUAGUCAUGGAUUAUCACAUACCACAUAACUUUUGACU